UGUACACGCACAACGCCUAGCCAGCAGUUGGCGUUUAACUUUACUUUGCCUUCGCGGACUUCCGUAAUGUUGGGCAAUUGUGGAUGGUUAUUUCACGGUGUGAGAAAGAAAGAUCGAGGGACAUACAUGUACCUCCAUUGAGUGCUUUGUACCAAUGUGUUCUGUCCAAAGACAGGAAGUUUGAGAUCAGAGGAUUGAAGCUAAACGCAUAAAGUGGUUUUACUGUUGCCAGCCCAGCCAUUCUGUCUCUGGAAAUCUUCAAAGCCAGAGCUGACAGGUGCCCUGUCAAGGUGAACGUGCGAGAGCCCCAACUCAUUAGCGCAGUUACAUCAACUGGAUUAUUGUAUUCGUGCUUCCUUGGAAAAGUGACAGUCCCACAAGUAAAGUUUAGCUGACCUGUGCAACGAUGGAUCCACACAUGUACAAGUUGCCGGACGGCAAGUAUGCCGAUGGCUCGUGGGAGCUGAACAUUUAUGUGACAAACCUGGAGCUGGAGAAGCAGAUUAGAGUCACAGGAGAUCUCCACAUCGGUGGUGUCAUGCUCCAACUUGUGGAGUCCCUUGAUUUAAAGGAGCAGAGAGAUUGGUCUGAUCAUGCCAUCUGGUGGCCGGAGAAGAACCAAUGGCUGAAGCGGACUGGGUCCACCCUGGACCAGUGCCAUGUCCAGGCAGACGCCAGGCUACAGUUUACGCCCAUGCACAAGACGCUGCGAGUCCAGAUGCCAGACAUGCAGCUUGUGGACAUCAGGGUGGACUUUUCCACAGAUGUCUUCUCAUCAGUGAUAGAACUCUCCAAAGAAGUUGGAGUACGACACCCUGAAGAGCUCUCCUUCCUCAAGAAACCAAAUGCCCGUGCCUCAACUGUCAAACAGCGGAGCAAUGGCCGUAAGAAAAAAGACCGGGACCGUGACUCCAUGGCAUCCAGCAACAGCAAUGAGGCGGCGUCCACGGGAAGCCUGGAUGGUAUCCCCCCACACACCCCCACCCGUCGGCCCUCCCCGGGGUUCAACCGGCAGAUGACGCCAGGAUCAGUCAACUCCACGCCAGGCCACAAUGGCAACACCACCGUCCUGUCGGUGCACAGCUCAGGGUCCAACUUCAGCGACAGCUUUGAGAACUUGAACAUGUCGCUGCUGAACAGUCCACGGACGCCCAGCCGGGAGGCACGAGAAGGGCUGAUCAGGCCCAACAACUACCGGGAGAAGGCUGCCAUCAAUGCUGGAUGGUUAGACUCGUCCAAGUCCCUCAUGGAGCAGGGAAUCCAAGAGAAUGACACCUUGAUGCUUCGCUUCAAGUAUUUUGCCUUCUAUGACUUGGACCCCAAGCAGGACGGAGUCCGAAUCAACCAGAUCUACGAGCAGGCUAAGUGGGGGCUCCUCAAUGAGGAGAUAGACUGCACAGAUGAAGAGAUGAUCAUGUUUGCUGCCUUACAGUUGCAAGUGAAUCUCCAGGCCCAGAUGCCCCAGCCUGACCGGAAGCUACAAGAGGGUCAAGAUGACAUCGACAAGGCCCUGACAAACCUGCAGGUGUCGUUAGAGGGCAGUUCAAUCACCACCGGUCAGAGUGACAUCACAACAGUUCCUGAGUUGUGCGACAACCUGCGCUUCUUCAGGCCAAAGAAACUGACUUUGAAGGGCUACAAGCGAGGGUAUUUCAUCUUCAGAGACACGCAUCUGACGCAGUACAAGGCACAAGAGGACAACCAUGGGCCACCUGUGCAAACGCUCAACCUUAGCGGUUGUGAGGUGUCACAUGAAGUCAGCAUACCCCAUGACAAGUACGGCAUCAAACUGUUGGCCAAGGCCCCGGAGGGACCCAUAGAGUUGUGGCUGCGGUGCGAAUCCGAGGAGCAGUACGCCAAGUGGUUGGCCGCUUGUCGGCUAGCUUCGAAGGGAAAGACAAUGGCAGACAGUAGCUAUCAGUCAGAGGUUCAAGGCAUCCAAGCGUUCCUCAGCAUGCAGCAUAGUAAGAAGACCUCCAGCCCUUCCAUCACCACGGAGAAUGUGGACAUUCAGGCAGAGGACUACGUGUCUCCGAGGUUCCUCAAGAAACACAAACCUAAGCAGGUUGCUGCGCGCAUUCUUGAGGCGCACACCAGCGUCCGGAACAUGAAGUUGAUGGAUGCCAAGCUGAACUACAUCAAGGCCUGGCAAGCGCUCCCGGAAUACGGCGUCACCUACUUCGUGGUCAAGUUCAGAAACUGUAAAAAAGAGGAGCUGAUCGGUGUGGCCUAUAACCGCCUGAUCAAGAUGGACAUCAACAGCGGCGACUCACAGAAGACAUGGCGUUACAGCACCAUGACGGCGUGGCACGUCAACUGGGAGGUCAAGGAGGUCCUGGUACAGAUGGAGGACGAGAACAUCCAGUUCUCCUGCGCCUCAGCCGACUGCAAGGUGGUGCACGAGUUCAUCGGGGGUUACAUCUUCCUCUCCAUGAGAUCCCUGGACUCCAACCAGACCCUGAACGAGGAGAUGUUCCACAAGCUGACGGGUGGAUGGGUCUGAAGACCGUUGUUGCAAUAAUCAACACAUGUACAUACUGUAGUUAUCUCAGAAUCAAGGACAGACUUCUACAAGUCUUGGGGUUGGAGGAACAAAUUUUUUCUUUGUAUUUGACAAAAAACCAGUUCAUCUACUGUCUCACUUGGACAAAUUUUGAAUAUUGCCUUGAUGCAAGUUUGUUUGCAAACCACGGAAUUAGUUGGACAUUUGUAACUUAAAAAUACUUGGAGGGAGCAUUUUCGACAAGAAGUAGGAGUUUUGGACGGUGUCUGUAGAGGAUGUGCGACUUGGAACAUUGAAGGUGUUGUUACUAAAGACCUACAUGGAUGUGGAUCCUUGGAAGAGUUGACGAAGGGAAGAAGAAGUACAACACCACCUACGGGGUAAAGAGUUCAAAGGUUAACUUUGUCAUGAAUGCCUGCCAUAUGGGGAGCUGAAGAACAAAGCUUUAAGACAACUUCAUCUUGAAGCGGCUGGCAUCGCUGCAGAGAGUAAUAUUUGAUGUUUGCUGAAUAGUUGUUGGAGGUGGUUGUUGGGAUUAACUUGGAAAUUUGUCUCCAUGAGAAAGAGGUUGUGCUCUACGAAAUGCUGGGUGAUGUAGCAGUGACAGGAAUAAGCAGCAACAAGCUGAUUCUGUACAUAAUUUAUAAAUAGUGUAUCCCUUUUAACAGCAAUUUGAAUUUAGUUUUAUGAAUUUUUAAUGAACAAACGCAUUUAUCAAUUUCAGCACAUGGCACAGAAUAGACGGGAAAAAUUUUGGAGGAAACAAAAACAAAGAAUUGCUGCCUUUCUGUGAUGCUCUGCAAGUUCAAAGGCGAACCUGCUGUAUAUAUAGCCAUACACAUAGGUCAAAGGUUAAGGUGUGCAUGCUGGUGACCUCAUUAAUAUUGAAAUGUAUGUGCACAUUUUUAAAUAUUAAAGCAGCCUCUCCUUUUUAAGAGAUAUGCUUCUGUUCGUUAUUUCAUUUUUAACCAACUUUCAGAAUGUAAUCCUAACACAUGGAGCCUAUAUUUAGAUUAACUGUUACCUUAGAUGUCUUUAAAAAUCUGGUCUUUUUUAGCAACUGUACAAAUAUUUUCUAACGCUUUUUAUCAAAUUUACCCAAUUAAGUAGAUGACGCAUUGAGCAAGUAGAAAAAUUGUUCUUACGCAAUCAUGUUAAGUUUAAUAGAGAAAAAAAGAUAAAGGCUGAUUCUUGUGAGGAACAAAAAUCCCGUACCGGUAGUUGCUUAAUCCUCCAAAAAAAAAAAGGGUUGGAACAGGUUAGUUUCAAUAUUGAUGGCCUUAACCAAUGAAGCACUUAGAAUUCUCUGUCAUUUAAUCAACAAAAACAAAAAUGAACAUUUGGGCUAACUUUUGCGGUGGAGAACCAUUCAGAAUUCUUAAUCUAAAGGCCAGUUGAGGUGGAAGGAAACAGACAUGCCCUCGGUAAGAUUCGAGUGAUGAUUGGCUGUCCAAAUCUUACCCACCAGUUGUAAUACUAAGCAGAGUGGAUUCAGUUCUCACAGACAAUCUGACUUUUUGAUAAAUUUUGUCGAGUUGUUAAUAUGUCCUUGACCAAAGGAGCAUUCAUUCAAUGAACUUAGAUGAUGAAAUGCUGCCUCAAGAGUUUCCAAAUCCGCAGAAAUGAUGGCAUUUUGUAAUUUGUUUCUAUUGGUCUAAACUAAAGAUGCAUUUCCAGAUGUACAUUUCUUGAUGUGUCGAGUACACAGUGUAUUCAUGUGUUUCACUUUCACGGACCAGGAACAUAAGACAUGUGUGCAUUGCAUUCACCACGGGAGCGAUGUUGACAGAUAUGCAACGCUUGGCACAAGUGUUGAUGUGCAUAGGGAAAGGUGCCUUUUAGUUGUUUUAUUUGGUGUAUGUGUUGGGCAUGCCAAGUCACCAGGCAUACACUGUUCGUGGAAAGUUGGGUUGUUAUGCAAGAAGUGCCAAGUACAAAUUUUUGCAUUUGCAGGUUAACAGGGGUAUGGCACCAGACUAUUUCAUAGCUGAAGACUGCUUCAUGUGUGUAUAACUUGUCCAGAACUAUAUAAUGAAGCAGCAGUGCAUUUAGUCAGAAGCAUUGACAAUAUUAAAGUGCUUAUACAGUCUAAUAACAGAGGGUACCAGACACAAUUCAAGUGUAAGCUUGUUUUUGUUCAGCUUCCCGUGUUGUGGACGCUUGUAAUUGAAAUUCACAUUUCUACAAAUCAUGGGCCCCACAAAAAUCUGCUACAGCAUCAGACUCUGAAAGACCACUAGAGCCGGUAGUUUUAUUUGCUAGUGACGUUCUGUGCAUUGUUGUACCAUAAGUUGUAUGGACUUUCCAUGAGGGCCUUUCAUUUCCAAAGAGCCAGAAGUCAAUGAAGUUUUCUCAAUGAACUUUUAAGUGGCAGUGAACCAACCUCAAGCUUCACCUAAAGUGCAUGUUUUAAAGUCUUUGUGCAUAGCCUUCCUGCAGAUUUCUUUUCCACCUUGGAGACUUGACAUUAAUCAGUUUUGCCAAGCAUUGAUUUAUUUUUCCAUCCGACGUGCUGUGACAGGCUUUAAACUCCUGAGAAUUGGGGGGGGUGUCAGUCAGUGUUGCAUCAACUUCUAAUUAACCAGUUGGAAGAAACAUACAUGUAGGAUUGUUAAGAAACUCAAAAAUAGGUUUUCUACUUAAACCUUUGCAUUUAGAGAAAAAUUUGGGGGAAAAUCCGAUUUUAAUUUCAGUUUUCAGGAUUUCCUUCUUUGUCAAUUUGCAAAGGGCAGCCUCUCCAUCUGAAAUUUUUGACUCACUGCAACAUGAAACAUCCUGUUGUAUGGUUUCUGCAAUUUCUGUUCUGAAACAGUAAAUGAAAGUUGGUCUGAUGUAUAUCAAGGAAGCGUUUCCCAAUAUAGCAUUACAUCCACGUUUCGAACAAUAUCAGAAUAUGAUAGGGGAACCGUUUGACUUUGGGCGGUCCCUAAAUGUCAGAACUGUCUCUUAAGGUUAAAUAUAGACCAUUCACUGGACUGACCCUAGUAGUAGUUGUCACUGAAUCCCUGUCUGACGUCCAUUUGUUUUGUGUGUGUAAGUAUGGGCUAAUUACAGAGAUAGGAGUUAUGAUAGAUGGGUUUUGGUAUGUUGUGGUUAGCCUUGACUUGUGAGUGAAGUCCUAUUUGUAACAUAACCCUAAUCGGCUGAGUAUCGCUUUGGCCAUUAAGGACCGUAUGCCACAGAAUACAUCAGAUAUUAUAUUAAGUGUAGUAAUGUAUACUAAAAAGUAGUAGAGGAAUUGUGCACUGGUCGGCUACAGCACUGGGUACUAGAAGUAUUAUUUUGAGAUCAGUUUUAAGGCCUACCACAAGAGUUGUAUUUACUUUACCGAUGUUAUUGUCAAAGAUUAAAGGUGACAUUGCUGUUGAGUGACAUUUGCCGGAAAUACUCCUGACUCAUAUUGUAGUUUGUAUCUCCACUCGAUCGAAACCGCCAUUGACCCAGAUUUGGAAAUACCCUCGCCGUCGAGAGAAAGACUUGUGGAAUGCCGCUGACCAGAUGUUGGGCAAAUGCCAGAUGGCUGAGAAGUCAGGGAUAAGCUGCUUGCAAAACAGAGCUAAUAUACCUUCGGCAUGUAACAGUUCUAGAAAAGCAGCCCCUAGAAGCAAUGCACUGCACAGUGUGAGGUUUGUUUAAUUUUAAAGAGCUUGUAGAGGUUCUUUUAAAAAAGGAGUGUUGUCACUAGGCUGUUUUGACAAUGCUGAGUUUGUCCUGGUUGUUUGCAAGCCCAACUACAUUUUGAGAACAGUACCUUUGCUUUGCUGGAGAGACUUCUGUUUAAUGUGAAUUGAAUUAGAAUUAUUCUGUGAGUUGGGCCAUGUCAUCAAAUUCACUUAGCUCAAGUCGGCUGUUGCUUGAAUUUACUCACAAGUCUGCUUGUGGCUCCAGCUACUUCCUACUGUAUUGUGUAAAUGUAAUGAGUAAUCCCCAGUCAAGUGAUUUGCGGUCUUAUGUUCUCUACUGCCCUCAUUUUUAUGUACAUUUAUGUCAGAGCUUUUGCUUUAUUUGUCAACAUAGGUAUUAACGUCUUCCUUGAUGUUGAAAUAUUUGCAUUUCUGGGUGUUUUUUCCUCCAUAUUAGUGCAUUAUGUCAUGUGUGUCAGAUACCUAUUAAAUAAGGAAUUCUCUUCUCUGUAGUGAUGUUUUUAAAUUCUGUAUUUUAUAAGUUUCUGUGUCCAUCAAAAAGAUACCUACAUGCACAUUAUAGGAUUCGAACUCUAACUUAUAGACUACUAGUGUAAACUGUCUCUUCACAGCUGAUGGCAUGGGUUCAAAUCCGCCAUUUGUAUAUCUUUCUUUUUUAAACAGGCACUCCAUACAUCUUAAUUUGGAGUGAAUUUUCUUCACAGGCUCUCCAUACAUUGUAAAUUCACUGUGGUAGUGCGGGAAAGGCUAAACCACUGUUGAUCAUCCCGGCAUAGUUUUUAUUUAUAGUACCAUUUUAAUUGAAUAUAUGAAUUUACUUUAAAAUUGUAAGAACCCUACGUUUUUGACUGUGUGUUGAUUGUGUGUUGGAAGUAAACUUAGAGAUAGGGCUGUAAUCGAGUCCAUCUCAAGUCUUUCCACAAGUAACGAGGUGAACAAUAAUCAAAGAAUGUUUUUAUUGUCACAGUUCAGUGGAAUUGCUUCUCAAUUGGGUUGAAAAUGGAUAGCCUUGUGAUGGACUUCCAGGGACUUGCGAUGGACUUGUGAUAUGUUAGCUUAAGUCAGAGAGCUUUCAGUGGUGCCUGUGAUUUGCUCUGUCUUCAAAUAUCCUGAAAGGUUCUUCCAGUGAAUGAGAUUGUUAGGUUUUCAAUUUUGUGUAUUAUUAUACUUUUUAGUUUCUUGUUCAUGCCAGUUGCAUAAAUGACUUAUAUUUUCCGUCAUUAAGCAUGCAUGUAUGUACAGACUAACUUUACUUAUGUAGUCAGCCUUUAUUUCUGUGCAAAUCAUGUUAGAUACAAUCCACAUUACACUACACGUUGAGGGCAGUUUGUUUACAGAGGACCUGUUCUCUUGUUCUGGUCCUCAGUAGCAUAACUAUGGGGGGCAUUGGUACAACUUAACCCCAGGUAAAUUCCAAAAUCCCAUAAAGCAUUUGACAACCAAGGCAACCUCGUCCACUUGUGGACUUUUUUAUCUCAACUCUGGCCAAACAUUGGUUAGAAAUUGUAUAUCUCUUAGGAUAAAUGGUAUAGUAUGCUUGGUGUCAAAUUUGUCAGUGAGAUUUGUAUGUCAGACUAAAAAAAACUGUUUGUAAAAGUGCCCGUAAGUUGUUCUGUGCAUAAGCAUAUAACCAAUAUGUCCCAUUCUUUUACAGUUUGCUUUGCCAACUAUUGUUUCUCUGUUAAAUUUAUGCUGAACUAUUUUAUAAACUUGUACAUAUAUUUUAGUAUAUGAAAUGUAAUACUGAGUCUGCCCACUCGUUCCUCAGAACAAUCUGGAAAACUUUUUGAUGACAGUUACUCUUUAAUAGUUUGAGAUGAUCGCGUAGAAUUUUCACCAUUUUUCAAGACUGGGAUCUUGCGACAAAUGUUACAGGAAUGAAAUAUUUAGAAAAGAAAUAGCGAAGUAGCAGACGAGGGGACAGUGGAAGUAAUGGUUGAUGGUAACUGUGUAUAGAAUUUUGUUAUUUUUAAAAAGGAAAAUAUUGGUACUUUGCCUGCAUGCUGGGUGCAUCAAAUUUAUGGUUUUAAUAUCAAGCAUAAUCUAGAGUUCUAAUCCUGUGACCAGACAAUAAUAAAGUAAUGUUUUAUACAUAAAACAGCA
Molecule: messenger RNA, 8250 nt
Organism: Acanthaster planci (crown-of-thorns starfish)
Lineage: Eukaryota; Metazoa; Echinodermata; Asteroidea; Valvatida; Acanthasteridae
Product: fermitin family homolog 2-like
Biological process (GO): integrin-mediated signaling pathway; cell-matrix adhesion
Cellular component (GO): cell-substrate junction; cytoskeleton
Molecular function (GO): integrin binding
Source: RefSeq, a predicted model, not a curated record